Molecule: messenger RNA, 4033 nt
Organism: Pristis pectinata (smalltooth sawfish)
Lineage: Eukaryota; Metazoa; Chordata; Chondrichthyes; Rhinopristiformes; Pristidae
Gene: afg2a
Product: spermatogenesis associated 5
Exons: 16
Coding region: 84-2834 (916 amino acids)
Cellular component (GO): cytoplasm
Molecular function (GO): ATP binding; ATP hydrolysis activity
Source: RefSeq, a predicted model, not a curated record
ACAGGGGAAGUUUAACAUCACUGCCGUGGCGCCGCAUGGAAACAGCGUUCCGUUGCUGAGGCUCACGUUUCUCCAUUUACACCAUGUCCUCCAAAAAGAAAGCCAAGUCCAAACCGGUGCGGAGUCAGGGCGCCUCACCCAGGGCUGGGCCGGACUGCUGGCCAUCGCCGGCGGACUCCCCCGGCGCCCCCAGUCCGGGGGCUGAGCUGGACAUUGCGGAGACCAAGCAGCAGCCGUGCCUUUCACUGACUGUCACUGACACCGUAGAGAAAGCUGAUGAGAAGGUACCUAAGGCUUGCCGAAAAUGUCUUGCUCAAAUGGGUCUUAACAGCAUAAAACUGGCAAAUAUCUGCAUUGGCCGACCGAUCCUCCUCACCAGUGCUGCUGGCAGCCAGGAGGUAUGCACAGCAUGGCCUGUUCAAAGUUUCCCAGGGGGUAAGAUAGGGUUGAAUAGAAUCACCCAGAAGAAUCUAAAGAUCAAAGUGAAUGAUGCCGUUACAGUUCAGCCACUGCUUGGUCCAGUACUACAGGCAGAAGAAUUACAAGUAGCUUUGAGAGAUGAAGAUGAAUCCUUCAACAGAGAAGAAUUAUCUGACUUCUUGGUGAGGAAUAUGGAUGGGAAGAUAGUAUUACCUGGCAACUUGCUGAACAUAACAUUUUACGGUCGAACUUUUCACUUGAUGGUGAUGAAGGUAAAAGGAGUGGAUGGUGUUGUCAUGGAAAUGUCAUUCAAUGCCGCAUCCAGUGAUACAAGUGUGAAUGAGGAAUCCUUGCUUGAUAAAUCAGUACAAGAGAACCAUGCAAUAGACUUGUCGACGCAGUUCAGCAAUUUAGCCAUUGAAGUUACUCGGGAUGGAGAUAGCAACUUUACUUCUGAUUCAUUUUCUCCUAUUAUGGCAGUUUCUCAAACUACAUCAAUUCCUACUUGUAACAGUACCAUGGACAGUGGAAAAUUACUGGAAGCAGGCAAUGGGAUAAUAUGCUCUACAAUGAGCAUUAGUGAAGAUGUUGAGAAGUCUGAAUCUAUUCAGGAAGGCGUAAACAAAUGUGACUCUCCAGUGGAGGACUUAAUUCUGAUGUCUAACAGUUGCUUGAAAAGCAACAGAGAUACUUUUUACUACAUUUCUUUCCUCACUCAAAUUAAGUUCUUGCAAGGAAAAAGCAAUGAUGAGCAAAGCAAGGAAGAAUGCAAAUCGAAAGUCACUUAUGACAUGAUUGGAGGACUGGCCAGUCAGCUGAAGAUGAUUAGAGAAAUUAUUGAAUUACCCUUGAAGCAACCACAGCUGUUCAUGUCCUAUGGAAUUACACCUCCACGAGGAAUUUUGCUGUUUGGUCCUCCUGGUACUGGGAAAACCAUGAUUGCUAGAGCUGUGGCUAAUGAAGUUGGAGCUCACAUCAUUGUUAUCAAUGGACCUGAAAUUAUAAGCAAGUACUAUGGAGAAAGUGAAGCAAAGCUGAGACAGAUCUUUGCAGAAGCCACUCAAUGUCAACCGUCACUCAUAUUUAUAGAUGAACUUGAUGCCAUAUGUCCAAAACGGGAAGGAGCUCAGCAUGAAGUUGAGAAGCGAGUCGUAGCAUCGCUACUUACUUUAAUGGAUGGUAUUGGCUCGGAGGGGAGUCAAGGACAGGUCCUGGUCCUUGGUGCCACAAAUCGACCUCAUGCCUUGGAUCCAGCGCUUCGGCGACCAGGACGGUUCGAUAAAGAAAUAGAGAUUGGUAUUCCAAAUGCUGCAGAUCGCCUCGAUAUCUUGAAGAAAUUUCUGAAGAAUAUUCCAAUUUCAUUGACUGAGAAGGAGCUGGUACACAUUGCAGAUGGUGCUCAUGGAUAUGUUGGUGCAGAUCUGGUAGCAGUUUGUAAGGAAGCAGGUCUGCAUGCUUUACGUCGAGCACUUGGAGAAUGUUGCAACCCUUCAGAUAGUAAGUUGGCCGGUUCAGUGAAGAUAACUUUUAAUGACUUCCUACAAGCAAUGAAUGAUGUCAGGCCUAGUGCCAUGAGAGAAGUGACUAUUGAUGUGCCAAAAGUGUCCUUGUCAGAUAUAGGAGGGAUGGAAAAUGUGAAACUGAAACUCAGACAGGCAGUUGAGUGGCCACUGAAACAUCCAGAAUCCUUUGCCAGAAUGGGAAUUCAGCCUCCUAAAGGAAUUCUCCUUUAUGGGCCUCCUGGAUGUUCCAAGACAAUGAUAGCAAAAGCUUUGGCUAAUGAGAGUGGACUGAAUUUCUUAGCAGUGAAGGGACCAGAACUAAUGAGUAAAUAUGUUGGAGAAUCUGAACGGGCUGUGAGAGAGAUCUUCAGGAAGGCUAGGGCUGUAGCACCUUCUAUCCUUUUCUUUGACGAAAUAGAUGCACUGGCUGUUGAGAGGGGAAGCUCUGCUGGUGCUGGGAAUGUGGGCGACAGGGUACUUGCACAGAUGCUUACCGAAAUGGAUGGUAUUGAACAGCUACAUAACGUGACAAUCUUGGCAGCAACUAACAGGCCAGAUAUGAUAGACAAGGCUUUGAUGCGUCCAGGACGGAUUGACCGUAUUAUAUACGUACCAUUGCCCGAUACAGCCACUCGAGCAGAGAUCUUCAAGCUGCAGUUUCGUUCCAUGCCAAUCAGUGAUAACAUAAGUUUGGAUUAUCUGGUGACCAGGACCCAGAAAUACUCUGGCGCUGAGAUCAUUGCCCUUUGCAGAGAAGCUGCUCUUUUGGCUCUUCAAGAAGAUCUUCAGGCCAAGAUAAUUACAGAAAAGCAUUUUGAGCAGUCAUUUAAAAUAGUCACCCCAAGGAUCCCUCAGAAACUUGUAGACUUUUAUGUUAAUUACCAGCAACAAAGUGGAUUGCAUUUGCUUUAAUAAGAUCUGAAUCACUCACUGAAGAUGUCAAACGCCUGAUGAAAAUUUAAAUAAAUUUACAUUCGCCAAAAUGUGGCAAAUUUUAUUCAUCCAUUGUUCAAAUUAAGUUUGUUUAAAUUGUAUUUGAUGCUGCUUGUUGUUUUUCUGAAUGUUAUUCUUGAAAAAGAUAAACUCACAGGAAUCUGAAAAUGCAACCUGUGACCUGCUGAAUGCCAGUAUUUGGACACGAACAUUCAGAUUAUUCCCCUGCCUUUUUGUGCUAGACUCUGCUUUUCUGAAAUGUCACCUGGCCUUGACAAUCUUGUACAUGUAUGACCCCAAGCUCAUUUGAUGGAAUGUUAAGUCAGCAACACAGCAUACCAUAUGCUGCUUCACUUCAUAAUUGGAACAUAUACUGGCUCUCCCCUCAUUGUAGUUACACAGAGAAAUCCAGAAUCCAUUUGUACCCUUCCUUCUGGCCUCUCACCCUCUUUACAUGAGAUCUUGUUCUUGACAGUACAUCACUAGUUUAAGUUUAAAAUUCUUCUCUGCACUCUUCGCUUGCCACCACAACCUCAAAAAUUGUUUCUUUUCAGCAUACUUCUUAUAUAACCACUCACUUUAAUCCUCUGUUGGAAGCUAUGCUUUCAGUGCCUAAGCCCCAAUAAUGGAAUUUUCUCUGUCUAUCUUUUGACCUCUUUCAAGAUCAUGAUUACACAUACAUCAUUGAUCAAGUUUUUGGCCACCUAUCCUAAUGAUUCCACCUUUGGCAUCCAUUAUUUUCUAAGUAUUGACAUAGCAGAUCAGCAGAUGUGACAGAUGAUUAAAGAUCCUUCUCCCUUUAAAGCUACAGCAGUACAUAGUUUGAUAUUGAGCUGUUCACUUUGGAAUGUCCCAUGUUCAAUCCGUUGCCUGGACAAAGUUAGGUGAUUUCAGCUGAAAUUGGCCUAACAGGGUAACGGCUAACAAGGGUGAAAAUCCUUCUGAUUAUUUUCUGUUGUGUACUUUUGUGUGUGCAGCAAUUGAUUGUGAUGUUCCCACAAAAUUAUUUUAAAUUUGUUUAUAACCUACUUAGAACAUAUAUGUACACUAUUUUCCCACCUUACUGUUCAGACUGAGAAGACAGUGCAUCUGGCUGUGGGUGACCCAACUCCUGGCCAUGACAGAAGAACCACCUCCCUUAUUCAGGCAACAUAAAUAAAGACUCCUAAUUAAAUACC